This is a messenger RNA of Microcebus murinus (gray mouse lemur), 5572 nucleotides long. It is a transcript of the gene CLSPN, whose product is annotated as claspin. Lineage: Eukaryota; Metazoa; Chordata; Mammalia; Primates; Cheirogaleidae. The record is from RefSeq and is a predicted model, not a curated record. Gene Ontology annotation, biological process: mitotic DNA replication checkpoint signaling; activation of protein kinase activity; mitotic G2 DNA damage checkpoint signaling. Gene Ontology annotation, molecular function: anaphase-promoting complex binding.
CGAACGGCGCUGACGGGCUGUAGACGGCGGGAGCCGGGGCGGAGAGAACCGGUGACUGCCUGGUCCGGAGCGGAGCGCUGGGGAGGCAGGAGUCAUGAUGGGCGAGGUUCAUUUAGAAAUCAAUGUUCCAGCAGUCAUUUCACAAGAAGAAGCAGACAGUCCUUCAGAUAGUGGACAGGGCAGCUGUGAAACAACUGGGCCCUUAAGUGAAGGAGAUUCAGAUGAAGAGAUAUUUGUGAGUAAGAAAUUGAAAAACAGGAAGGCACUACAAGACAGUGAUUUUGAAACAGAUGACAUACAUGCCUCUCCGGAGAAAACUACCUAUGACAGUGCUGAGGAAGAAAAUAAAGAGAACUUUUACGCUGGGAAAAAAGCAAAAAUUAAAAGGAUUUACAAAACUCUGGCAGACAGCGAUGAAAGUGACAUAGAGAAGUCUUUGUAUCAGGAAAAUCUUGAAACCCAAGUGACACCUUGCUUAGAGCUGAGUCUGCAGUCUGAAAAUUGUCUGGACUUUACCAUUGACAGAAACAGUUCCAAAAAACCCAUUUGUGCUAAAGAAGGAACUGGAGGAAGAGCAAAAGUAAAAUCAAAGAGAAGAGUUGAGAAAGAGGAGAGAAAAAUGGAAAAAAUUAGGCAGCUAAAAAAGAAGGAAACAAAACACGAGGAAGAUGACAUGGAACAGCCAUUUAAUGACAGUGGCUGUCUUCUUGUGGAUAAAGACCUUUUUGAAACUGGGUUGGAGGAGGAAAAUAACUCUUCAUUGGAAGAUGAAGAGUCAUUAGAAUCAAUAAGGGCAGCUGUGAAAAACAAAAUAAAAAAGCACAAGAAAAAGGAACUGUCUUUGGAGAGUGGGGUCUGUUCAUUUGAAGAAGAAAGUGAGUUAUCAAAAGGCACCGCAAGGAAGGAAAGAAAAGCAGCCAAAUUAAGUAAGGAAGCAUUAAAAAAACUACAUAGUGAGACUCAGCGCCUUAUUCGAGAGUCUGCACUGAAUCUUCCAUAUCAUAUGCCUGAGAAUAAAACCAUUCAUGAUUUCUUCAAACGUAAACCCCGGCCCAUUUGCCAGGGAAAUGCCAUGGCGCUACUGAAGUCAUCUAAGUAUCAGUCAAGCCAUCACAAAGAAAUCAUAGACACUGCAAGUACAACUGAAAUGAACAGUGCCAAUGGCAAAGGUUCUGAGCAGACAACAGGUGCAGAAAAUGAAGUGGAAAUUAACGCACUCCCUGGGGUUUCAAAGAAACCUCAGAACAUUACUGGAUCAGAUGAGUCUUGCAAUAAGGAUUUGGUGAGAAGUGAAGAGCUAGAAAUUCAGGUGAAAGAGACUCAGAGUGAUGCUAGAACUUCACCUGGUGACAGCUCAGUAUGGCAACAGGAAUCCUGCUUCCUGGGGAACGAGUGCAGUGAGGAGUAUCAGGCUGGAGGGCUUGUGACAUCUGAACCUCAUACCCCGGAGGGUGAAGAAGGCCUGGAAAAAAUAGAAGAAAGAGAUGAGAAAGUGGAAGAGCCCAGGCAGCAAACUAAGUCAUCAGCAGUUGUGCCCCUUGAAAAACCAAGAAGGUUUACUCUGGAUAGACUUAAGCAACUGGGAGUAGAUGUUUCCAUUAAACCUCGGCUGGGUGCUGAUGAAGACUCCUUUGUGAUACUUGAAGAACCUGAAACAAACAGAGAACUGGAAGCCUUGAAGCAGCGUUUCUGGAAGCAUGCUAAUCCAGCAGCCAAACCCAGAGCUGGUCAGACGGUAAAUGUGAACGUCAUAGUGAAAAACGUGGGCACUGACGGAAAGGAAGAGCUAAAGGCAGAUGUGGUGCCUGUGACUUUGGCAGCAGAGAAGCUGGAUGGAGCAAGCCACACAAAACCAGGUGAAAAGCUUCAGGUGCUAAAAGCCAAACUUCAAGAAGCAAUGAAACUCCGAAGGUUUGAGGAACGCCAAAAGCGCCAAGCAUUAUUUAAAUUAGAUAAUGAAGAUGGGUUUGAGGAAGAGGAGGAGGAAGAAGAAAUGACUGAGGAAUCUGAGGAAGAUGGAGAAGAGGAGGUAGAGAAAGAAGAGGAGGAAGAGGAAGAACUAGAAGAAGAGGAGGUGAAAGAAGAGGGAGAAGACGAAGGCAAUCCGGAGAUUGCAGAACUCCUUCUUAGUAGUGAAGAAACAGAAACCAAAGAUGAAAAAGAAAUGGAUAAAGAAAAUAAUGAUGGCAGUAGUAAAAUUGGCAAGUCAGUUGGCUUUCUGUCUGUUCCGAAGCCUCUCUCAUCAGAUUCUACCCUACUUCUAUUUAAGGACAACUCUUCCAAGAUGGGUUACUUUCCUACUGAAGAAAAAUCAGAAACAGAUGAAAACUCAGGCAAACAGCCUAGCAAACUGGAUGAAGAUGAUUCAUGUUCAUUGCUAACAAAGGAGAGCAGCCACAAUAGCAGCUUUGAGCUGAUUGGCUCCACGAUUCCAUCCUAUCAGCCUUGCAACAGACAAACAGGCCGUGGGACCAGUUUUUUCCCUACAGCAGGAGGAUUCAGAUCUCCUUCCCCGGGGCUAUUUCGAGCCAGUUUGGUCAGCUCAGCUUCUAAGAGUUCAGGGAAACUGUCUGAGCCUUCACUUCCCAUAGAGGAUUCCCAGGAUCUGUAUAACGCCUCCCCAGAACCUAAGACACUUUUCCUAGGAGCAGGAGACUUCCAGUUCUGUUUAGAAGAUGACACUCAGAGCCAACUGUUGGAUGCAGAUGGGUUCUUAAAUGUUAGAAACCACAGGGAUCAAUACCAAGCUUUGAAGCCUCGAUUGCCGUUGGCCAGUAUGGAUGAGAAUGCCAUGGAUGCCAACAUGGAUGAGCUAUUGGAUUUGUGUACUGGAAAGUUUACGUCUCAGGCUGAAAAACGUCUACCCAGGAAGAAUGACAAGAAAGAGAACAUGGAGGAACUUCUGAAUCUUUGUUCAGGAAAAUUCACUUCUCAGGAUGCCUUCACCCCGGCUCUAUCAGAGUUAAAUAAGCAGGAGAAGGAGAGCAGCCUGGAUGAUCCAAUGGAAGAAGCACUUGCUCUUUGUUCAGGCUCUUUCCCAACAGACAGGGAAGAAGGUGAAGAGGAGGAAUUUGGAGACUUUCGGCUUGUUCCAAAUGAUAAUGAGUUUGAUAGUGAUGAGGAUGAACACAGUGACUCUGGGAAUGAAGAUCUAGGACUGGAAGACCAUGAAGAAGAUGAUGAAGAAGAACUCCUAAAGCAAUCUGAGAGGUUGAAAAGGCAAAUGAGAUUGAAGAAAUACUUGGAGGAUGAGGCAGAGGUGUCAGGAAGUGAUGUGGGAAGUGAAGAUGAGUACGAUGGGGAAGAGAUUGAUGAAUAUGAAGAGGACGUAAUUGAUGAAGUACUUCCUUCCGAUGAGGAAUUACAGAGUCAAAUCAAGAAAAUACAUAUGAAAACCAUGUUGGAUGAUGAUAAGCGACAGUUACGUUUAUACCAAGAGCGGUACCUUGCUGAUGGGGAUCUGCACAGCGAUGGUCCUGGGCGAAUGAGGAAAUUCCGAUGGAAAAACAUAGAUGACGCUUCCCAGAUGGAUUUGUUCCACAGAGAUUCUGAUGAUGAUCAGAUCGAAGAACAGCUUGAUGAGACAGAAGCCAGAUGGAGGAAGGAACGAAUUGAACGAGAGCAGUGGCUUCGGGACCAGGCACAGCAGGGGAAAAUUACAGCUGAAGAAGAAGAAAUUGGGGAAGACAGUCAGUUUAUGAUGCUAGCCAAAAAAGUUACAGCCAAAGCACUGCAGAAGAAUGCCAGUCGCCCUGUGGUUACUCAGGAAUCAGAGUCUUUACUCAGAAACCCUUUUGAAGCCAUUAGACCGGGAAGUGCUCAUCAGCUCAAGACAGGCUCACUGCUAAACCAACCCAAAGCUGUGCUUCAGAAACUGGCUGCCCUUUCUGACCUCAACCCCUCUGCUCCCCGAAAUUCAAGAAAUUUUGUCUUUCAUACACUUUCUCCUGUUAAGACUGAGGUGGCAAAGGAAUCAUCUAAACCUCAGGUAAAAAGAAGGGGUCCAUCUUUAAUGACAUCCUCUUCACCUAAGCGCCCCAAAACAGAUGAAAGCACUUCAAGAUUGAAACAAAGCAUCUUCAAAUUCUUGGAAAGCUAACACCAUCAAGGCUGCCAGCAUCUAAGUUGAGACUGUUUUGAGAAAUUUCUGGCAUUGGAAGAUGGAACUGACAUGUUGAUGGUCCCUCCUUCUUUCAUAAUCAAUGCAUUAAGACUGUGGAUUCCAGUUCUUUCUACUGCACAGCUCUGGACAUCUUUCCUUUCCUAGUAUUAUUUCCUGGGUUGGUCACUAAUCAUAAUUCUGCAGUGUUUACAACACCGACUCAUGGAAUACUUGGGUGGAGUUUCACUUCCUCCAUUAAACAUUUGACAUCUUAUGCUAGCAUUCCUGGAUUGAUAUCUCCUUGUGACAAAGGUGGUUGGAGAAAGACGAGGGAAAAGUAUUACGUUAUAGAAGAUUACAGAAAACAGUUAAAGUCAGUACCAUAAUGACUCCUUCAUACCCAUAAGAUCCAUACCUUGGUGACCAGGACCCAGUGAAGGAGAGACUUCUUAUAUGGAGGACCUAGGAACCAACAGAUGGGCUGUUAUAUUAGUCUUGCUCUCCAUUUUCCUGUAUGCUUCCUUCCAAGGCAGUCUCAAAUUCCUAAUUAAAUUUUGUUGCUUAAUAAGGACUUAAACUGGUACACAAGUCAGAAAGACCUUGGCCCUAAUUUUCUGGAGCAUGGAGAGGAAGAUAAAUGGUCACACCCAGUGUUUGUCCAUGUUAGUUUGUUGAGUAGAGAGACCUUUCCUGGGACUAAAUUCUCAAUUCGAAACACUGUUGCUCAAGGACCUCCCUUCUCAGUCUGGCAAGAAGAAACAUAACCAUUAUUUAUUGCAUUUUCCUGGUGUGGGUACAUUGUUCUGACUAGUUAAGGGACAUUUUAGUAUUUCAUUACUAAUUUUGAGAGAAAACCAUCACAGAUUUUAAUAAAAAUAUUGUUGAGAAUUGCCAUCAUUCUCCAUUUUCCCUGAACACCACAAGGCUUUCAGAAUUUUGGACAAGUUCCUACCCCGCCCCGCCCCUGAACUGAGCAUCAGUGCUGUUUUGGAAAAAACGCUGUUUGUGAAUGUUGUGGGUUCAGUGUCAGGAGAUGGACUUGGGGAUUUGGAUGGUAUUAUGCCAGUUUUGUAUUGGGAAAUGGGGAACACCAAUUUUACUGAUGAAUUUAGAUUAUAGGUUUUCUACAGGUUUUUCUAAUACUCUGCUGACUUUGACAGAACUCAUGUUUGUAUAUUUGUAAUAUUGUAAUGGGGAAAAUGUAUAAAAAUGUUUUAAUAUGUAUGUUGUUUUUCAAUAAAUCUCAAUGCCUUGAAGGGAGGAUUUGGAAUCUAGCUUGAAUGCCCAUUCUUAGGUCAGUGCCUAUCUAAUGUUGAGGAGUAUUUCAUUUUCAGGGUAUCUCCCUCCAAGGGAAAUCCUCUGGGUCUAGAGGGACAGGCUGCUGCGGUUCUCCUUUCACUGGCAUCUCAGCCCCAAUGAAUGGAUCAAAUUAACUUACCAAGUGGUUUGGGUUCAAUGUUAAGUAAGGGG